AUGGCCCAAAUUUUAAACGUUCGUUACUUUCGCUUCUUCCCCUCUCUUCCUCUCUUCUAUAAACCAACUCCCACUCAUCUCCGUAUCCUCUCAACCCUCGUCGCCUCUUCUUCAAAACGCCGCCGUACCGUCAACCUCCCUCCUAUUCAUCUCCGCUGCAAAGCCACCCUUCCAAUGGAAGUUGAAGAGACCAAAUCCUUUGGUAACCCUGGCUUCAACAAGAGAAGAGCUGAAGGAACUGACAAAACCGAUUUCCCCAAGAAGAAUCUUCAACUGAAAGUUCGAAAACUCAACCCUAUCAACACUAUUUCGUAUGUACAGGUUCUGGGUACUGGAAUGGAUACUCAAGAUACAUCACCUGCUGUUAUGCUUUUCUUUGACAAACAAAGGUUUAUAUUUAAUGCUGGGGAGGGACUACAAAGAUUUUGCACCGAGUUUAGGAUUAAGUUAUCAAAGAUAGAUCACAUAUUUCUUUCUCGAGUCUGUUCGGAGACUGCCGGUGGGCUCCCAGGUUUACUGCUUACUUUGGCUGGCAUGGGAGAAGAGGGCAUGUCUGUCAACAUAUGGGGCCCUUCAGAACUUAAGUAUUUAGUAGAUGCCAUGAGAUCUUUUAUUCCCAAUGCUGCCAUGGUUCACACAAAAAGUUUUGGACCCGUCUUUGGCACCGAUGAGUCCUCUGUGCAGUAUCAAAGUAACCCCAUUGUUCUUGUUGACGAUGAGGUGGUCAGAAUAUCAGCCAUUAUCCUUCAACCAAAAGGCCAAAGAGAGACAGUUGAUUCCCCCAAUGUCAAAAAGAUUCCAGCUGCUAAGCCUGGUGAUAUGUCUGUAGUAUAUGUUUGCGAGCUGCCUGAGAUUAAGGGAAAGUUUGAUCUGGAGAAAGCUAAGGCGCUUGGUCUCAGACCUGGGCCAAAGUACCGUGAACUGCAACUUGGAAAUUCGGUGAAAUCUGAUCACCAGAAUGUUAUGGUUCAUCCAAGUGAUGUUAUGGCUCCUUCUAUUCCUGGUCCUAUUGUACUUGUUGUAGAUUGCCCAACAGAAUCUCACUUGGAAGCAUUAUUGUCUGCAAAAUCGCUAGCUACUUAUGGUGAUCAAGUGGGAAACCUGUCAAAGAGUGUUGCAUGCAUAAUUCACUUAACUCCUGAAUUUGUUGUAAGUUGUUCAAAUUACCAAAAAUGGAUGAAGACAUUUGGUUCUGCACAGCAUAUCAUGGCCGGACAUGAAAAGAAGAAUGUAGAGGUACCGAUUUUGAAAGCUAGUGCAAGAAUCGCAACACGACUUAAUUACUUAUGUCCUCAGUUCUUUCCAGCUCCGGGAUUUUGGUCUAGCCAAAAUCAGAAUUGCUCAGAACCUGUCUCUCUUGCUUCAAGUGAGGAUUCUUUUUCAGCACUUUCUAAUGUCAUUUCUGCUGAAAAUCUUCUCAAGUUUACGUUGCGUCCCUAUGUUAAUCUUGGGUUGGAUAGAUCUUGCAUUCCAACUAAAGUGUCUUCCUCAGAAAUUAUCGAUGAGUUGCUGUUAGAGAUUCCAGAGAUUGUGGAAGCAGCUCAGCACGUCAGUCAGCUCUGGCAAGAUUCUAGUCAGACAACAGAGGAUUUAAUUCCCGUGUCUGAUAACAAGAUGAUGGUUGAGGAGCCAUGGUUGUGUGAAGAUGGUAUGACUCUUGCUUGCUUGGAAAAUAUAAGAAGAGAUGACUUGGAGAUAGUGCUUCUUGGAACUGGUUCAUCCCAGCCGUCAAAGUAUCGAAACGUGACCUCAAUAUAUAUAAAUCUUUUCUCGAAAGGAGGUUUGCUCUUGGAUUGUGGUGAAGGUUCCUUAGGACAGCUCAAAAGAAGAUAUGGUGUAAGUGGUGCUGACGAUGUUGUGAGAUCUUUAAGCUGCAUUUGGAUUUCUCAUAUUCACGCCGAUCACCACGCUGGGUUGGCUAGGAUUCUUGCUCUCCGCCGUGAUUUGCUGAGAGGAGUUCCUCACGAACCGGUGCUUGUUGUAGGACCAAGGAAACUCAAGAGAUAUUUAGAUGCAUACCAAAGACUAGAAGAUUUAGAUAUGCAGUUUCUUGACUGCAAGCAUACCACAGAAGCAUCAUUGAAUGAUUUUGAAAAUGACUUGCAAGAAACAGUUAAUUCUCAGGAUCCGAGCAACAACACUGCGAAAAUAAAUGCAUCAAAAGUUGAUUCAACUUUAUUUGCUAAAGGGUCUCGUAUGCAAAGCUAUUUGAAAGUACCAGGUAGUCCCGUUGACAAAGAUGCUGUUUAUCCCCUCCUAAGGAAAUUGAAGGGGGUAAUCCGAGAAGCCGGUCUCAAUUCCUUGAUUAGUUUUCCCGUUGUUCAUUGCCCACAAUCAUACGGGGUUGUUCUACAAGCAGAAGAGAGGACUAAUAGUAUUGGAAAAGUGAUACCUGGUUGGAAGAUUGUUUACUCUGGUGACACAAGGCCCUGUCCAGAGCUAAUAGAAGCAUCUCGAAAUGCAACAGUUCUUAUACACGAGGCAACUUUUGAGGAGGGUAUGGUAGAGGAGGCUAUAGCGAAAAACCACAGCACCACUAAUGAAGCCAUAGAAAUGGGAGAAAGUGCUAAUGUAUAUCGAAUCAUACUAACUCACUUCAGCCAAAGAUAUCCGAAAAUUCCUGUAUUUGAUAAAGAACACAUGGACAAAACAUGUGUUGCAUUUGACAUGAUGAGUAUCAACAUAGCCGAUUUGCCGGUGCUUCCCAAGGUUCUUCCAUAUCUGAAAUUGCUGUUCAGAAAUGACAUGAUAGUUGAUGAAUCAGAAGAUGUAGUAGAUGAUGUUGCUGCAUCCGCUUCUUGA
Molecule: messenger RNA, 2802 nt
Organism: Vicia faba (fava bean)
Lineage: Eukaryota; Viridiplantae; Streptophyta; Magnoliopsida; Fabales; Fabaceae
Source: the annotation of a GenBank genome assembly